AUGCUGGUGAAACUAUAUACAACACGCAGAUCUAUCUAUCUAUCUAUCUAUCUAUCUAUCUAUCUAUCUAUCUAUAUAUAUAUAUAUAUGACAAAAUCGCUACACAAUUACAGGCUAUCUAUUUGCUUUCUAUCUAUCUAUCUAUCUAUCUAUCUAUCUAUCUAUCUAUCUAAGACUUAUCAUUAUCAAUGUGGCUUUUCUAGCUAUCUGCAUGCAUUAUCUAUUUGUUUUCUAUCUAUCUAUCUCAGUCUGUUCAUAUCUAUCUAUCUAUCUAUCUAUCUAUCUAUCUAUCUAUCUAUCUAUCUAUUUAUCUAUCUAUCUGUCAGUCGGAAUGGUGAUGAUGGUGAUAGUGGUGAUGAUGGUGGUUGUGGUGAUGAUGGUUGUCGUGGUGAUGAUGGUUGUCGUGGUGAUGAUGGUGGUAGUGGUGAUGAUGGUUGUCAGGGUCAUGAUGAUGGUAGUGGUGAUAAUGAUGGUCGUGGUGAUGAUGAUGGUAGUGAUGAUGAUGAUGAUGGUAGUGGUGAUGAUUGUCGUGUUGAUGAUGGUGGAAGUGGUGAUGAUGGUGGUCGUGAUGAUGAUGAUGGUAGUUGUGAUGAUAGUGGCCGUGGUGAUGAUGGUGAUCGUGGUGAUUAUGGUGGUAGAGGUGAUGAUGGUGGUCGUGGUGAUGAUGAUGGAAGUGGUGAUGAUGGUGGUCGUGAUGAUGAUGAUGAUGAUGAUGAUGAUGAUGAUGAUGAUGGUAGUGGUGUGGGGGGAAUGGUUGCCGUGCCCGGGCCGGAACGACUCGGUAUUUAUUUUUCAGUCUUUGCAGAUCGAACUCGUUAA
Acanthosepion pharaonis is the source of this 819-nucleotide messenger RNA. Lineage: Eukaryota; Metazoa; Mollusca; Cephalopoda; Sepiida; Sepiidae. The record is from the annotation of a GenBank genome assembly.